Messenger RNA from Apiotrichum porosum, 3822 nucleotides. RefSeq names its product class II myosin (gene MYO1). The record is from RefSeq and is a predicted model, not a curated record. Gene Ontology annotation, biological process: endocytosis; vesicle transport along actin filament; actin filament organization. Gene Ontology annotation, cellular component: actin cytoskeleton; vesicle; cell tip. Lineage: Eukaryota; Fungi; Basidiomycota; Tremellomycetes; Trichosporonales; Trichosporonaceae. The coding region runs from base 1 to 3822 and encodes 1273 amino acids. Gene Ontology annotation, molecular function: actin filament binding; ATP binding; microfilament motor activity. The transcript has 10 exons.
AUGGCCAUCGGGGGUAAGAAGGGCAAGAAGGUCACUGGCCUGCUCGCCAGCAGCGGCGUGGCCAAGCCAUCAAAAGUCGCAAAGGCAGACUGGGCCGAGGGCUUUCAGAAGAAGAAGCACGCGGGUGUCCAGGACAUGACCCUCCUGUCCACCAUCACCAACGAGGCCAUCAAUGAAAACCUCAAGGCUCGCUUCUUCAACCAGGAGAUCUACACCUACAUCGCCCAUGUGCUUAUCUCUGUCAACCCGUUCCGAGACCUCGGCAUCUACACCGACGCAGUACUGGACACGUACCGUGGCAAGAAUCGUCUCGAAGUGCCCCCACACGUCUUCGCCGUUGCCGAGGCAGCCUACUACCGCAUGACCACCGAAAAGGAGAACCAGUGUGUGAUCAUUUCCGGCGAGUCGGGCGCAGGCAAGACCGAGGCCGCCAAGCGCAUCAUGCAGUACAUUGCAGCCGUGUCAGGCGGCGACGGCAGUGGUAUCGAGGGUGUCAAGGAGAUGGUCCUCGCUACCAAUCCGCUUCUCGAGUCGUUUGGCUGCGCAAAGACAUUGAGGAAUGACAACUCGUCGCGUCACGGCAAGUACCUCGAGAUCAUGUUCAACAACCUCGGCCAGCCUGUCGGUGCGCAGAUCACCAACUAUCUGUUGGAAAAGAACCGUGUCGUUGGCCAGAUUAAGAACGAGCGUGACUUCCACAUUUUCUACCAGUUCACAAAGGGCGCUUCUCCGCAGCAGAGGGAAGAGUUUGGUCUGCAAGGCCCCGAGGCGUACGCCUACACCAGCACCAGCGGUUGUCUCAAUGUCCCAAGCAUUGACGAUGUCAAGGACUUUGCCGACACGAUCAAGGCCAUGGACAUUAUCGGUCUGUCCCAGGAGGAGCAGACGUCCAUUUUCCGUGUCCUCGCCACCAUUCUCUGGAUCGGCAACGUCCAGUUUGCGGAGGGCGAUGACGGCAACGCCGCAAUCGUCGACCCUGGCGUCACCGACUUUGCUGCAUACCUCAUGAACACUGAUUCCGCGGCGAUUCAAAAGGUGCUCAUGACGCGUAUCAUGGAGACCCAGCGUGGUGGCCGCAGAGGUUCGGUCUACGAGGUGCCCCUCAACGUAUCCCAGGCGCAGUCUGGCCGUGACGCGCUUGCCAAGGCCCUCUACAACAACUUGUUCGAUUGGAUCGUCUCGCGCGUCAACGUAUCCAUGAAGCCCCAACAGCAGUCGUCCUAUGUCAUUGGUGUUCUUGACAUUUACGGCUUUGAGAUCUUCCAGGACAACAGCUUUGAGCAGCUCUGCAUCAACUACGUCAACGAGAAGCUGCAGCAGAUCUUCAUCGAGUUGACCCUCAAGGCUGAGCAGGAGGAGUAUGUCAACGAACAGAUCAAGUGGACUCCCAUCAAGUUCUUUGACAAUGCCGUUGUGUGUGAGCUUAUCGAAGGCAAGCGCCCUGCCGGUAUCUUUGCCACCCUCAACGAUGCCACCGCUACUGCCCACGCCGACCCUUCUGCGGCCGACAACUCGUUCAUCCAGCGCUCGGGCAUGCUCACUUCCAACCCCAACUUUGAGUCUCGCGGCAACAAGUUCCUGAUCAAGCACUACGCCGGUGAUGUGCUUUACAACGUCCCGGGUAUGACCGACAAGAACAAGGACCAGCUGAGCAAGGACAUUCUCAACCUCAUUGAGGGAAGCACAGACCCCUUCCUCCGCACCCUCUUCCCAGACAAGGUCGACCACGACUCCAAGAAGCGUCCCCCUACUGCUGGUGACAAGAUUAAGGCAUCCGCCAACGACCUCGUCACCAACCUCAUGCAGUGCCAGCCCCACUACAUCCGUACCAUCAAGCCCAACCAGAACCGGUCUGCCAAGGAGUAUGACGACAAGGCGAUUCUCCACCAGAUCAAGUACCUUGGUCUCCAGGAAAACAUUCGCGUCCGUCGUGCUGGUUUCGCCUAUCGUGCCGAGUUCCAGAAGAUGGUUGAGCGUUUCUACCUCCUGUCUCCCUCGACGUCGUACGCUGGCGACUACAUCUGGGAUGGCGAUGCCAAGUCUGGCUGUGAGCGCAUCCUUUCCGAUGCACGCAUCUCCAAGGACGAGUGGCAGAUGGGUGUCACUAAGGCGUUUAUCAAAAACCCCGAGACCCUCUUCUACCUCGAAGGCGAGCGCGAUCGCUACUGGCACACCAUGGCCACCCGUAUCCAGCGCGCGUGGCGUGCCUACGUCCGUCGCAAGGUCGAGGCUGCGAUCAAGAUCCAGCGCUUCUGGCGUGGCCAAAAGGACAACCUCGUCUACGCCGCCAAGCGCGACUAUGGCCACGACGUUCUCGCUGGUCGCAAGGAGCGCCGCCGCUUCUCGCUUCUUGGCAUGCGCAAGUUUAUGGGUGACUACCUCGAUGUCAACGGCCGUUCCCCCCAGGGUGAGCUGCUCCGCAACGCCGCCGGCAUCUCGUCUUCCGAGGUUGUCUCGUUCAGCUCGCGUGGUGAUCUCCUCGUGUCCAAGCUUGGUCGCUCGUCAAAGCUUUCGCCUCGCUUCCUCAUCGUCACCGACAAGGCAUUCUACAUUGUCGUCUCGGCGGCCAAGGAUGGACGCGUCACCACGUCACUGGAGCGCAAGAUUCCUCUCGUCACCAUCCGCGGCAUCUCAAUGACCAACCUGCGCGACGACUUUAUCAUCCUCAACGUCAACCCAUGCGAGGAGGGUGACCCGGUUAUGACUUGCUCGUUCAAGACCGAGCUCACGUGUGUCAUUCUCACCGAGGUCGGCGGCAACAUUGCCGUCAACGUGGCCGCGAACAUUGAGUAUGCCAAGAAGAGGGACAAGAAGGUUGGCAUCAAGGCAGUCAAGGGUGCUGGCACCGGCGACGCGACCUACAAGUCGCACACUAUCACUGUUGGCCAGGGCGAGUCGCCCACUGCUCGGUCCAACCCCAACCCCCCGCGCAAGCCCAAGGUCAAGAAGGCUCCCAAGGCUGCCCCUGCUGCCAUGGCUGGCCGCUCGCAGAACCGUCCUCAGGCUCGUGCACUUCCUGGAGCGGCCAAGCCUUCCGCUCCUCCGGCAGCAUUUGGUGGUGCCCCCGCUGCCCCUGCUGCUGUUGCUGCUCCCGUUGCCGCUGCUGCUACCAGGGCCGUGCCGACCGCCGUCAAGGCUCCGGUGCCCUUCAAGGCUGCCGGUGGCGGUGCCCGUGCUGCUCCUCCCCCUCCCCCUCCUCCGCCUCCUCCCGCCGCGGCACCGCCGGCCCCUGCAAAGGAGCUCUACCGUGCGCUGUACAACUUUGCGGGCCAGGAAGGCGAGAUGAACCUUGUCAAGGGAGACGAGGUCGAGGUCAAGGAGAAGGACGACAAUGGAUGGUGGAUGAUUGCCAAGGACGGCAAGGAGGGCUGGGCGCCGAGCAACUACCUCAAGCUCAUCGAGCAGCCCGUCGCUCCUCCCCCGCCCCCUCCUCCCCCAGCCCACCGCCCUGUCCCGGCCAAGCCUCCUGCAGCCGCCGUUGGUGGUGGUGCGGCCGCGCUCGCCGCCGCCCUCAACGGUCGAAACGGCGGGUCCAGCGGUGUCUCGCCCUCGAGCACGCCCGGUUCGUCGCGCCCCACCUCGGCGAUCGGUGGCCGCGGUCCUCCACCCGCCAUCAAGGCCAAACCCGUCAUCCCGCCCAAGCCUGGUGCCAAGCCGGCCGGGUUCGGUGGCAAGCCGCCUGUGCCCGCGGCACAUAAGGUGGCCGCGCCGGCCGCUGGCGGUCCAGGAAAGGUCGCCCGGCCCGCUGCGGCCGGUGGCCAACUCGACCUGGCAGCUGCGCUGGCGAGGCGCGCGCAGAGGAUCCAGGAUGACAGCGACUAG